UGAAAGUAAAACAACUUCAACCAGUAUUGCGACGAUUCGGUGACGUUUUCUGGGAUAUUUCACAAGUUCUGGUAAUUACAGAGGCAGUUGAAAAGAUUAGAGUACAUCUGGUACUUGUCAAGAAGAAGAUGACAGAGAAAACAACUUGUAACCCCUUGGAGCAGUUUGUGCUGCUAGCCAAAUCAGCUAAAGGUGCUGCUGCUUCCACCUUAAUAUCCCAGGCCCUGGAUGCCCCUGGGGUAUACGUGUUUGGAGAGUUGCUUGACAUGCCUAAUAUACAAGAGCUGGAAUCAGGGCCUCAUGCCUCCUACUUCAAGCUGUUGAAUAUCUUUGCUUAUGGAACUUACCAUGACUACAAAGAAAAUAAAGCCAACCUUCCCGAGUUGACUCCUGCACAAGUAACAAAAUUGCGACACCUCACCAUUGUCACGUUGGCUACGAAAACAAAACGCAUUCCAUACUCUGUGUUACUGAAAGAUUUGGAAGUAGAGAACCUACGAAAACUAGAGGACCUCAUCAUUGAAUCCAUCUAUGCUGAUGUUAUUCUGGGAAAAUUAGAUCAGAAAAAUCAGUUGUUAGAGAUCGAUUACGCUAUAGGUCGAGACAUUCGACCUGAGCAGGUGUCUGAAAUCAUCAACGUCCUUCAGGAUUGGUGUGCAGGCUGUGAGGGUGUACUGAAGGGUGUAGAGAACCAGAUACAGAAAGCUAACCAGUGUAAGGAGAAUAACAAUAAAAUCAAGGCUCAGACAGAACAGGAGGUAUCAAAUAUUAAAAAGACCCUGAAGAGCACUCAGCAACAGGACAUUGAUGAACACAUGGCUGUAGACAGUAGAGAGAUGCCAUCACAGCCAGAGAAAGCUACAAAGAAAACCUCCAAAACAAAAGGUCUGCGUGGAAGCGCAAAGCCGUGGAAAUGAUUUUUUAGCGUGAAUAUAAAGUGAAAACUGGAGACAUGGACAUACUGAUGAUUCAGAACUUUUGUACUACUGCUUUUUCUCAGUAAACAAGGAUUAAGAUCAACACAGAGCAGUAAUAAUUACACUGAUCUGCUUUGUCAAGCUGUCAACUAAGAAGUGUUUGUUUUCCAAAUGACUGUGCACCAAGUGGCGCAGUUAGCCAAAGUGGUGCGGUUAGCCAAAAUGGUACGGUUAAGAUGGGCUAUGUGCUACACCACACAUUUAGAAAUUUGAUAACCCCCCCCUAACCAUUACCACCACCACCCUUGGACUGAUGGCGUGGUGUGCUUUACUUCUUUAUACAGUAUAUAUGCGCAUGUUAACGCUAUCGUUGAACAUUUUUUUGUUGGGCUUAAUCCGACCUCAUCAGACGUUAGGGUUGGCGGUAUGGCGGUAAUUUAUUUUUUUUCUUUAUUCUGGCUGAUGUAUAAAACAAGGAUUUUAAAGAAAUUAACAUGGAGAGAAAAUUAAAAUAAAAAAGAAAUCUCAUUAAUAGUCCAAGAAAAACUUUGGAAUAAAACCUUUCCUUUUUUGUUUUUGUGUCAGGUUAUGUGUAUCAGGUUUGAAUGCCCUAUAAACAUACUGGUGGCAUCCUACUAUUUUCGGUGCUGAAACCUACAAAUUCCUAGUAGAAUAUUAUCCCAUGAUAUAAGACAAAGCUCAAACCACCUUUCUAAAAUAAAUAGCAUUUUAAGAAUCAGGAAAAAUGGGCAAGUUGGUCAUGCGUGAAAUUUAUGGUCCUAUAGGGCACAUAUACAUGUAGUUACAUUGAGUGAAGGAAAAUAGAGAAUUGAAGGUUUUCCUCUGAAACUAUGCAGAGAUGCAUGAACGCGGCAUGGUUGGUGAAAAAUUUGGAGGACACAUUUGUGACCGAGUUAAUAUUGAAGCCCGAUUUGUAAUGAAGCAUUUUGUUUUGAAGGAGGUUUGUACGUGUAAAUGUACGUGUGAAUGUAGAUGUCAAUGGAAGCACACAUCUACCGAUACAUAUCUGUAAUGUUGAUAUGUUAAUUGAAGAUUGCGAAUCAAGUGUAAGGUUGUCACCUGGUCACUCAUCUACUCCAAAAAUUUGGCACGAAAAUCAUGAAAAAUAAAGCAAAUAUGUUUUGUAUAAAGCAAAAUUACCCUUUAUAGGGAUAUUAAUAUGUUACGAGAUAGACUUACAAGUCUGUUCUCGUUCCAGUACGAGAAUUCACAGAGAAAAAAGCAGGAUUUUGCAGAAGAGGAACAGUGUCCCAGAAAUUUUGUUUUUAUUUUGGAAUUGAUAAAAAGACCUGCAUUUUUUUUUCAAGUACACGGAUCUGAAGAUAGCCGAAGUAGAAGGAGUAUUUAUGGAGGAGAUUCCAGACAAAUGUCCAGUCUUGUGUACAUCUUGUAUUUGUUAUGUCUUGUUACCGUGAUUAUUAGAAAGCUUUCUCUUGUUCAUUUAAAAGCUGGAAUGCAUUCCUUUCUUGAGUGUAUUUUGUAUUUGUAUAUUAACUUGUAUAUACUUGAAUAACCAGACAAACCUGAUCAAAA
Molecule: messenger RNA, 2471 nt
Organism: Liolophura sinensis
Lineage: Eukaryota; Metazoa; Mollusca; Polyplacophora; Chitonida; Chitonidae
Product: COP9 signalosome complex subunit 7b-like
Exons: 10
Coding region: 129-917 (262 amino acids)
Biological process (GO): COP9 signalosome assembly
Cellular component (GO): COP9 signalosome
Source: RefSeq, a predicted model, not a curated record